Molecule: messenger RNA, 2331 nt
Organism: Fusarium oxysporum Fo47
Lineage: Eukaryota; Fungi; Ascomycota; Sordariomycetes; Hypocreales; Nectriaceae
Product: GATA-type transcription factor
Exons: 4
Coding region: 339-1844 (501 amino acids)
Biological process (GO): positive regulation of transcription by RNA polymerase II; negative regulation of transcription by RNA polymerase II
Molecular function (GO): zinc ion binding; RNA polymerase II cis-regulatory region sequence-specific DNA binding; DNA-binding transcription factor activity, RNA polymerase II-specific
Source: RefSeq, a predicted model, not a curated record
CUCGGUCACUGGACUUGAUUUGACUUCUGAUCGCAACCUUCCAAUCCAAUCUCAAACUUAUCUCUUUCCUCAUCAGCCCAGCCCAAAACGUUACCUUGUAUCUUCCAACUUUACACCAAAUCACGAAUUAUAACCUCGCGAUUACCACAGACUCAUCAGCCUCAUUGCGCCUCAAAGUCAUCGACACUUGCACUUGCGCGUCAGUCAGAACUGCCGAGCAACCACCAUCUUCACAAUCUUUAUCGAGCAUUAUCGAUAACAUCCCGCGCGCUUCUCCCUAUCGAUUACCCUACCCUACCUUACCUCAGCCCUGUAUCGUUUUGCAGGCAAUUGUCACCAUGGAGGAGGACGGGGCGCAACUUCUGCAGCAGACAGGACUUGAUCCUAUUUCUCGACCAGAUUCUACUUCGACUUCUGCAUCAGCUUCAUUGCCACACGUAUUACCAGGCAUUUCGGCUCUUGCUGCUGCCAACGCGGCUACAGAAGCAACAUCUCAACUAAGAGCAUCGGCCGCUCCGUCGCCCGCAAUGUAUGCCACUGCAUCUCCUGCCGCUACGAGUGGGGGAUCUGGAAGUACAAUGCCUACCUGCCAAAAUUGCAGUACCUCUACAACGCCAUUAUGGCGUCGCGACGAAUUUGGCUCGGUUCUGUGCAAUGCCUGUGGCUUGUUCCUCAAGCUGCAUGGUAGACCCCGGCCAAUUUCGCUCAAGACAGACGUGAUCAAGAGUCGCAAUCGAGUCAAGACAAUGCGCCCUGACUUGGCGAAUAAGAAAAAGCAACAACAACAGCAGCAACAAGCAGCUGCGCAAGGAUUCCCUACGACCGAUGCAAAUGGAUUCGACACGACCGGACAGGCUGCUGCUGCCGCCGCACAUGCUGCUCAAGCCGCGCGACGAGCGUCCCAGAGAUCGAACGGCCAUGACGGAGCCGACUCACCAAUCUCCCGCACCGGUACUCCCUCUAUGUACGCGCAUGGCCUAUCCCAGUUCAUGGUCGACGACCCUUACCAGACCGGCUUUGUCGCAACAGGGGAAGGCCGCGCGUCAUCUCCCACGAAUGGGGAUCGCAAAAUGGACGCGCCACAGACGCAUGAGCAACUUAUUGCGCACAACUCAAGCCUGAAGACGCGGGUCAGCGAACUCGAAGUGAUCAUUGAGCUUUUCCGAGGCCGUCUCAGCCAACUCGAGCAACAAGAAGCUGUCGUUAGAAGCGGACAGCAGUUAAACCAGUUGCGCUCUCAACUGGAGCAAACACAGGAGAGCGAGGCUCAGCUGCGCCGGCAGCUUGAGGAUAGCCACCGGCGAGAGAGUAGCCUCAAGCGACGCCUAGAUGAACUUGAACUCGAGCUUCAAGCUUUCCAAGAAGCCAACUCGGCCCCUGGAGAGAGACCCGCCAAGAGACCACGUACCAUUGAAGAGCCCACAAAGACACAAGCAGAAGCAGAUAUUGAGGCGGCUGCUGAAGCAUUGCUGGCUUCGGAAGCCUCUAGACCGAGCGAGGCUGUCGAAUCUGCCCCUGUCGUGGAUGCUCCUGAGCCAACUGAGUUGCCACAACAUCCUGAGAGUUCAAAAGAAGGUUCUGUUCCCAAAACCGAGGAUGAGAUCGAGGCUGCGGACGUUCCGAUUGAUCCUAACAUGCCCGUAAUUGAUGAUGUUUCCCAACCUGCGGCCACAGAAGAAACAACGAAAACGGAGGAUGUUGAGAUCCCUGACGCACCUGAUGCAUCUGAAGCACCUGGCGUGCCUGAAGCAGCUGAGGCAGCUGAUGCCGCUGCUACCGCCGACGCCUCUCCUGAGGCUACCGAGGGGACAGAAACUCCCGCGCCCGCUACUGCAGCUACAUGAGAAGAGUGAUGUUGUAAGCGUCUCCGACUAGUAACGAAAUGAACUUGAUAUCUGCGUCAGUCGCUUAAACUGACGCUUCAUUUGUCAUUGACCCAACGCUACUGUCAGAUUCAUUGCUCGGUGUCUUAGCAUCAAUUACGACUCAUCUUGAUUUAUACCCCCUGUGCGAGGCGUCUGUCGCCCUCGCUUUUCUUUCAUGAUAUACCUCCUAGCGGCAAGGGCAGCGAGGAUUCUAGGCGUUUUGGCCUCUUUGUUUCGAAGUGUAAGAGAUGAUUGAGGAGCAUACAAAUGUUUUAAUGGGACGAUGAAUGCGAAUGCGAAACUCGGUAUACGGAUACAGGGUACGAGGAUUCAGUCUUGGGAGUGUGGGGCUUCUCGGGUACAAGUGCAAGUGCAAGUGCAAGAGGAGACCGAGAAUAUGGUAGUUAUCAAAAGUUUGGCUGCUCUCGCAAUGGAAAAUAGACCCUGGCUUUGAUUCAUCACUUAU